CCGGGCCCCGGCGAGGCUAUGUCCGAACCCGUUCCGAAGAGUAGUGGCGGAAGAUCAGAAGGUGCUGCUGCUCCGACGCUCAGUGGAAUCACAGAAUUGUCAUCGUCGUCGUUUCGUUCUCGUUGUGUUUCAUCUUGUGCACGUCAAUCAGCGUUGCGCUGUGUAACGAGGGAUUUUUGCCUUCGACAUCAAUCCUGGCUCUCUGGGAGUUGGGUCCCGAAAACUAGCAGGGAGGGAAGCGUGAGGUGGUACACCGAGGUUCUACGAUCUGAGCAUCGAACUGUCCGGAAACAGUCUUCCGUAUUUCAAACAAGGAAGAUAUCAAAUUCGUCGCUAUCAUAACCUCAGACUUCUUGUGGAAGUCCUCCUUAGCAACCCUCCCUUGCGAGUUCAGCUAGACAUCUUCAGUGAGCUCAGUUACUAGCUUGGAUACUCCGUCUGCAUUGAGACGAGCGAAGACCUAGUCAAGGAGAACAGGAAUGACGAGCUUCCGGGAGUUUCGAGGAGUAGAGUCAUGGGGAAACGAUGCUUGGAAGGCUAUGUGUAAAGUCAGAGAAUCGCAACCUUUGGUUCAGUGUAUCACUAACUUCGUAAGCAUGGAUAUCAUGGCGAACACACUUCUAGCCGCUGGUGCUUCGCCAGCUAUGGUGCACGCGGUGGAAGAAAUCACAGAGUUCACUGCUCUUUCAAAUGCUCUCUGCAUCAACAUUGGGACCUUGUCUCCAAAUUGGAUUUUUUCCAUGAAGGUUGCCGCUACUCGUGCGAACGAACUCCAAAAGCCUUGGGUUCUGGACCCAGUAGGCGUUGGAGCAACACGAUUUCGCACAGAAAAGUGCAUUGAGCUCAUCCACUUGAAGCCAACUGUUAUACGCGGAAAUGCAUCAGAAAUCAUGGCUGUUGUCGGGGCCUCCACUGGUCCUACGAAGGGUGUGGAUAGUACGCAAGCCUCUACGGAUGCAGUGGAAGCGGCGAAGGAGCUUGCUCGCUUGGCCCAUUGUAUAGUCGCUGUCUCUGGGGCUGUGGACCUGGUAACUGAUGGCAAGCGGGUCCUCGGUGUGAGCAAUGGCGUUGCAUUGUUGCAACGAAUCACUGCUACAGGCUGUGCUGUCACCUCCCUCAUCGCUGCUUUUGUGUCUGUCAACCCCGGUCGUCCCCUGGAAGCAACAGCCUUCGCUCUAGCAUUGUUUGGACUUGCUGCUGAAAUUGGUAAUGAGAGAGCAAAUGGACCUGCGUCUCUUCGGGUUAAUAUGCUAGACGCACUGCAUUCUUUAGAUGAAACUUCGGUUACGUCUCGGAUUAGGAUAGCCCAAAUAUGAAAGUAUGUUUUUUUUGUGGGAACCAUGUUUUACUGUAAUUAUGUGACCAUGUUUUCCUACUUUCUCUUGCAAAUCCGGAUUCGAUUCAGUUGUUUCUCUUAGCUCAUCUGCUAUAUGGUUCAUUUGAAAACAGAGUAGCAUCUCUUUUUGGUCCGCUGUGAAUAGAAGUAAACUUUGUCAAGGCA
Messenger RNA from Physcomitrium patens, 1501 nucleotides. Its product is annotated as hydroxyethylthiazole kinase. Gene Ontology annotation, molecular function: hydroxyethylthiazole kinase activity; magnesium ion binding; ATP binding. NCBI's taxonomy places the organism in Eukaryota, Viridiplantae, Streptophyta, Bryopsida, Funariales, Funariaceae. The record is from RefSeq and is a predicted model, not a curated record. Gene Ontology annotation, biological process: thiamine biosynthetic process.